Rhodotorula toruloides NP11 is the source of this 1638-nucleotide messenger RNA. RefSeq names its product tubulin/FtsZ, GTPase domain containing protein. Lineage: Eukaryota; Fungi; Basidiomycota; Microbotryomycetes; Sporidiobolales; Sporidiobolaceae. Gene Ontology annotation, cellular component: cytoplasm. Gene Ontology annotation, biological process: mitochondrion distribution. The coding region runs from base 1 to 1638 and encodes 545 amino acids. The record is from RefSeq and is a predicted model, not a curated record. The transcript is spliced from 11 exons.
AUGGACAGACACGCACUCGAGGCAGUCCUCGUGUGCCGCGCAGACGGACAGGACGCGACCUACGACCAGACGCUCGAGGUCGUCCUCGCGGGACAGGGCAAGACACCGAGGCAGGCGCUCGAGGCCAUUCCCGCUUCCGAGUGGUCAACGUCGGCUUUUCCUCACGCCCACCGAACCGCCGCUCAGCCCGUCUCUGCCGCUGCCGCUUCCUCCUCUUACAGAACGCACGCCGUCAAGGGAUACUCUCCCUUUGGUUCGGGCGAGACGGGAGAGUUUGCGACGUUCAGGCAGGGACGGGAAGUCUGGGACGAGGAUGUCGAGCUGAGAGAAGCGGUCGAGGAUGACCUCCGCCUUUUCGCCGAACGAGCAGACCAUUCCGAGGGCUUCAUCCUGACCACUCCCUCCUCAACCGCCUUCUCCGGCCUCUCCUCGUCCUUCCUCACCCGCACAAUCCGCGACGAAUUCCCCAAGUUGCCAGUAUGGAGCGCAGGGAUCUUGACGAACGCUCGAGGAUGGAAGAGGGCUGACACGAACAGAAGUAAGGCUCAGCGCGUGUUGAAUGAGGCGCUAGCGCUAGUGGAGACGGAGGAGUAUGCGAGUAUGUACCUGCCGGUGCAGCCUGUGAGAGGGUGGGACGAGAAGCGGGAAGAGGCGUGGAGGAAGUACUUGAGGGAUGACGUCGACCGGUGCGAGAGCUAUAGGACGGUCUUGACUAUGCACCUCCAGUCCGCCGGUUCUGAACUCCGCGAGCCCGGCGCGCUUUCCGAAAUUCCCACCCUCCUCAACUACCGCACCACAACCCGCAUCGCGUCCAUCUCCGGGAUGACUCCGCUCUUGACUGACCCGUGGCUCCGAAGAAGGACGGAGGAGGGAGAGGGGGAGGAGCGGUGGAGGGAGACGGUGAGGGGGUUAGAGAAGGGGUGGAGUGCGUGGGAGGAGGAGGAGGAGGAAGAGCGGGAUGAGGAGGUGGACGAUCCUUCCCGGCGCGCGCAGCGAACGACGAGCAAGGGUCUUUCGUCCUCGUCCCGAUCCGACCAAAUCCCCUACGCGAGAUACUCCAUCCUUCGCGGACUCGACUUUGAGGAAUCGCAAGCUCUCGGUCCGGUCCUUGAGGAGUACGUCAAGCCUCUGCGGGAACCGCUCGUCCGAUGGGUCUCACUGCCGGACCCCUACCCUCUCCUUCCCGGCUCUACACCCCCGAUCUUCCGCGGUCUGCACCCUCAGACCGGCCUCCCGCUCGUCCUCCCACCAACACCUCUGCCGAAACUACCCUCCGCCUCUUCUUCCACGUCCGUCCUCUUCGGCAACGACCCUACCGCGCCGAAGUGGCCGUCCGCAAUGGACUUCAACCAGCAACCGACGAGUAUACCGCUCAUGACGACUCUCUCGACCGAUCCGGCGCAGACGACGCCCUACGUCAAGCAUCUUCUCUCGACGCUUACUGAGCUGCGACGAGUUCGCGCGCCUGUGUUGAAGGAGUACGAGGCGGACGGCGAGGACGGGUCGAUUUGGAGCGAGUGUAGGGAGGCGCUCGAGAGGGUUCUUGAUGAGUAUGGAGGUGGAGAGCUGGAUGAGGGAGAUAAGGACGAGGACGAGGAUUGGGAGGCGACGGAGCAACAGGACGAGUUUGACCUGUAG